This is a messenger RNA of Budorcas taxicolor (takin), 2029 nucleotides long. It is a transcript of the gene NLK, whose product is annotated as nemo like kinase. Gene Ontology annotation, biological process: intracellular signal transduction; protein phosphorylation. The record is from RefSeq and is a predicted model, not a curated record. The coding region runs from base 1 to 1584 and encodes 527 amino acids. Gene Ontology annotation, cellular component: nucleus; cytoplasm. Lineage: Eukaryota; Metazoa; Chordata; Mammalia; Artiodactyla; Bovidae. Gene Ontology annotation, molecular function: ATP binding; MAP kinase activity. The transcript is spliced from 11 exons.
AUGUCUCUUUGUGGCGCAAGAGCCAACGCAAAAAUGAUGGCGGCUUACAAUGGCGGUACAUCUGCGGCAGCAGCAGGGCACCACCACCACCAUCACCACCACCUUCCACACCUCCCUCCUCCUCACCUUCACCACCACCACCACCCUCAGCACCAUCUUCAUCCCGGGUCGGCUGCUGCGGUCCACCCCGUGCAGCAGCAUACUUCCUCGGCAGCUGCGGCAGCGGCCGCCGCGGCCGCAGCUGCAGCCAUGUUAAACCCUGGGCAACAGCAGCCUUACUUCCCAUCACCGGCACCGGGUCAGGCUCCAGGACCAGCUGCAGCAGCCCCAGCUCAGGUACAGGCUGCCGCAGCUGCCACAGUUAAGGCGCACCAUCAUCAGCACUCGCAUCAUCCACAACAGCAGCUGGAUAUUGAGCCGGAUAGACCUAUUGGAUAUGGAGCCUUUGGUGUCGUCUGGUCAGUAACAGAUCCAAGAGAUGGAAAGAGAGUAGCACUCAAAAAGAUGCCCAACGUCUUCCAGAAUCUGGUCUCUUGCAAAAGGGUCUUCCGGGAAUUGAAGAUGUUGUGUUUUUUUAAACAUGAUAAUGUACUCUCUGCCCUUGACAUACUCCAGCCUCCACACAUUGACUAUUUUGAAGAAAUAUAUGUUGUCACAGAACUGAUGCAGAGUGACCUGCAUAAAAUUAUCGUCUCUCCUCAACCACUCAGCUCAGAUCAUGUCAAAGUUUUUCUUUAUCAGAUUUUGCGAGGUUUGAAAUAUCUCCAUUCAGCUGGCAUUUUACAUCGAGACAUUAAGCCAGGGAAUCUCCUUGUGAACAGCAACUGUGUUCUAAAGAUUUGUGAUUUUGGAUUGGCCAGAGUGGAAGAAUUAGAUGAAUCGCGUCAUAUGACUCAGGAAGUUGUUACUCAGUAUUAUCGGGCUCCAGAAAUCCUGAUGGGCAGCCGCCAUUACAGCAAUGCUAUUGACAUCUGGUCUGUCGGAUGUAUCUUUGCAGAACUACUAGGACGAAGAAUACUGUUUCAGGCACAGAGUCCCAUUCAGCAGUUGGAUUUGAUCACAGAUCUCUUGGGCACACCAUCACUGGAAGCAAUGAGGACGGCUUGUGAAGGCGCUAAGGCACACAUACUCAGGGGUCCUCAUAAACAGCCAUCUCUUCCUGUACUUUAUACCCUGUCUAGCCAGGCUACACAUGAAGCUGUUCAUCUCCUUUGUAGGAUGUUGGUCUUUGAUCCAUCCAAAAGAAUAUCCGCUAAGGAUGCCUUAGCCCACCCCUACCUAGAUGAAGGGCGACUACGAUAUCACACGUGUAUGUGUAAAUGUUGCUUUUCCACCUCUACUGGAAGAGUUUAUACCAGUGACUUUGAGCCCGUCACCAACCCCAAAUUCGAUGACACUUUUGAGAAGAACCUCAGUUCUGUUCGACAGGUUAAAGAAAUCAUUCACCAGUUCAUUUUGGAACAGCAGAAAGGAAACCGAGUGCCUCUCUGCAUCAACCCUCAGUCCGCUGCUUUUAAGAGCUUUAUUAGUUCCACUGUUGCUCAGCCGUCUGAGAUGCCCCCAUCUCCUCUGGUGUGGGAGUGACGGUGGAAGAUAAUGUACUACUGAAGAUGUUAUGUAGCUCUCCACUGGAGUCUGGGAUUUGCAAUUCUGGAGGUUAAUCAUGCUUGUACUGUAAUUUUACUAAUGAAGUUUUAAAUUAACAACCACUACUUGUAUGAUAGGAAUAAUAUUUAGAAAUGUUACUAGACUUUUAAUCUUGUAAAGUGGUUGUGCUUUUAGAAAAAAUAUUUUACCCAGAGUUGCACAUGUUUUAUGAAUUUAGUGCAGCUGUUAUGGCUCACCUCAGAACAAAAGAGAAUUGAACCAAAUUUGGGAGUUUGGGGUUUUUGUGUUUGUUUUUUCUUUUUUAAAAAUAUGAAGUGAGAUUGUUCACACACACACGCAAAGGACAGUCAUACAUUUUGAUAUUUGAGCCAUUCCUGAAAAUUUGGGGUUUUCUAAAACAAAAGAAUCUAGAAACCUUGCC